This is a messenger RNA of Carassius gibelio (silver crucian carp), 1466 nucleotides long. Its product is annotated as CD209 antigen-like protein C. The coding region runs from base 96 to 932 and encodes 278 amino acids. Lineage: Eukaryota; Metazoa; Chordata; Actinopteri; Cypriniformes; Cyprinidae. The transcript is spliced from 8 exons. The record is from RefSeq and is a predicted model, not a curated record.
GCGGGUUGGAUAAAAACCCGACCCGCGCAUCACAAACAUUUACGUUUUUUGCGCUGACGUGAACAGUCCGGCUACGCACCUUUUCAUGCAAUGAAAUGGAUUCAGUCUAUGAAAAUUCUGGUUUCAUAUUUUCAACAGAUGCUUCAGGUGAAAAAUGCUCUCAAUUCAUCGGUAACAGCACCAACGAGCAAAAAAAUGCGAAGGUCGUUUAUCCCUCUAAAUGGAUCAAAGUUCUUCUGAUUGUUUUUUCUGUCUGUCUAUUUUUUGCUCUUGGAGGUCUCUGUAUUCUAGGGAUCCUGUAUGUCCGUGUUUCAAUGCAACUGUAUGCUCAGGAAACUAAUGGCACAAUCAUGGCAGUAGAGAUUGAGGAACUAACAACCAACUACACCAGAGUUAAAGAACAUCUCCACAUUAACAACAAUUACAAAGAAAAGUUUGAUGCGCUUCGCAACCAGCAUGAGGAGACACUUAGAAAGCUAAACAGAUUUAAUGACAGCACAGGUUGUGCACAUUGUGCCAUUGAAUGGAUACAUUUUGAAGGAAAGUGUUACUACUACUCUAAAGUCAAGAUGAACUGGACACAGAGUCGAGAUCACUGUGUGACUUUAGGAGGACAUCUAGUGAUCAUAAACAGCAAAGCAGAGCAGGAUUUUGUUACCUCAAAAGUUAAAGGGAGUCACUGGAUUGGACUUAAUGAUUUGGACAUUGAGGGUCACUUUGUUUGGGUGAAUAACCAGGCACUUAACAAUUCACUGGAAUUCUGGAUGAAACGGGAGGAUGGAAACAAUGAGCCUGAUAACUGGACUAAAAAUCACCCGUCUGGUGAAGAUUGCACUUGUCUGGGUCACUUACGUGGGGCGAGUGAAUUCUGGUUGGAUGCUUUUUGUUUUGAAGAGAAAAACUUUGUGUGUGAAACUGCUGCAGCUGUUUAAUUCAAUGCUUCUAAAUACUUAACACAAAAGUUUUCAUACAUUUUCAUGUCUUCCAAACAUAUCUUGUCAGUUUCUCAAUAUUUGACCUUAUAGCAUGCUGUAUUAAAUUGCCACACGGGCCAAUAUUCUGAGACCCCUUAUCACAAUCUAUUAAAACAAUUGCAGAGGAUGUGCAGAGUGGUGUCGUGACUUUUUAACACUUCAGUGCUGGUCAAGUGCAUUCUCUCAAUGCAAUUGUUCAUAGCAUAUGUUGCAUGUCUCUCUUUGUUAACACACCUGCUUCAGAUAAUCAGCUCAUUAGAAGUGAGCUCUGUGCAUGAACUGUGUUCCCAUUGACAUGGUCCCUACACAGUGUUCAUUGAUCCCUACUCCCUGAGCAGGGAAAACUGUUGAAGGUUAUCUCACUUCAGAACAUUCACGGAUUUGCACUGCGCAACGUCUUCACACACGGACAAGUGUUACAUCAUAUUCCUCUGCAAAUAAACACAAUUUAAAUUCAAGUCUUGUACACUUCAAUGCACUUUGAAUGGGACA